CCUCGAGUAUUUGUUUGCAAUAUCUAGCACACAAAAUGCAUGAGCAGUAAUACAUCGAAGCACCAUCAGAACACAUUACCUAAUUCUACAGAUAUAUUUAUGUUGCUAGAUGCAAAAUAAACUCUGAAUGCUUAAACAUAUGUAUCAUGGUCUCCAAUAUUUAUUCAAUGGAGUACAAAUUUUCUUGAUUUUGCCACAAGUGCUCGAUCAGGUCCGCUUGAAGCUGAAUGUGUGUUUCCUUGCUCUUGAUAUUUUUGUAAUUCUGAAUGAAAGCAUCAAGUUCAGGUGCAGCAUCAUGGGAAACUGUCACCCUUUCUCCCAUAUCUUCGUAGUUGCAUACAUAUUGGCCCUUGAAGUGAAAUGAUAAAACAGAUAAUACAGUCAUCCAAGGGAAACCUGACCAACCAAACUGAAGAUAAUAUAGUCAUCCAAGGGAAACCUGACCAACCAAACUGAUUUGCAUGUAAAAAGACUAUAUAUAGAACAAACAUUAAGCUCUGAGAAUCAGACAUUUCACCCUCAAUACUAUUUGUGCAAAGCAAAGCCCAAUACAGUCUUUGCAUCUAAGAAUCAGAUCCUUAGCUAAAGUUCACUGUGCAAUUUCCCCUCAGUAAUACGUGACUGCAAUAAGAUCAGUUUCUCUGCUUGCAUAUUGCCUGAAUGCUUUGUCCAAUAUUAACUGUGUGAAAUGCAUGAUUCUUGAUGUUAAAUGCCAGCAUUAGUUCCGUUUUUCGACCUGCAAUGAACUAGCUGCAUGUAGUGUAUGUUUAAGGUUAGUUCCAUACAAUAUACCAAAAUCGGUGAAACACCUGCUUCACCCCAUUUUAUAUUUAGUUUGAUGGCACCACUUCGCCUUGGUGGAAGUAAGAGGACAUAUGCGGAGUAUGCAGAGCCAAAUCCAGCAACGGAUUGCUUAAAGUUGUUCGAUGAUGUUGACGAUUCUCGAGGUCUACCUCAGACUUGGACUAUAAUUGUAAGGAUAGAUGUUAAAUUCCCUAUGGAGCCUAGGUAUCAUGAUAAGCAACACUUCAUCCUUGUCGACACCACUGGUUCCAAAAUUGAAGCAAUUUCAUAUGGCAAUAACGUCCAUCGAUUUGACACACUACUUCAGCAAGGAUGCAAGUACAUUUUGAAAGAUGUAGUUUUUGGGCCAAACUGGGGGGGCCUUGAAUUCAGAAAUAUUGGGCAUCGGUUUGAGGUGACAUUGACCAGAAAAACUCGUGUUGAGCCAUACACCUUACCACUUCAGUUCCCUCCCUGCCCAAAGCAUCUUAUGCCAUUUCAUGAAGUGAUCCGACAACCCAACAAGACAUUUGUAGAUGUUAUGGGAAUAGUUGUCCAUAUGGAGCCAUUGGAGCAUGUGGGCAAUAGGCUAUAUAGAGAGGUUGUGUUAAUGGAUGCAAGGUGGCACCUUAUUAUUGUUGGGAUUUGGAGUGACCUCUUCUGCCGGAAUUUUCAACGAUGGUACAAAGCUAGAGAUGAAAAGGAAAUUAUAAUUGCCACUAUGCUGCGACGAAACUCUACACACAGAUGCUUGGAGAGCUCAGACCACACAUCACUGGACUUCAACCCAAGACAUCACACAUGGCAUCAACUAGCAACUGUUCGGCGAAUAAUGAUGGAAAGGCAGAAUCUUCGCUUCAUUAACAGAUAUCUUGAAGCAAGAUGGGCAUACUUGGCGACCGUGUUACCACACUGA
Molecule: messenger RNA, 1699 nt
Organism: Panicum virgatum (switchgrass)
Lineage: Eukaryota; Viridiplantae; Streptophyta; Magnoliopsida; Poales; Poaceae
Exons: 7
Coding region: 764-1699 (311 amino acids)
Source: RefSeq, a predicted model, not a curated record